AUGGCUCUAGAUGCCAAAAUUGCAGCUUUUAUAACAGAAAUAGUUCAAACUGAGUCAAAAGAAGAGCAACCUGUUCAGAUACUUAAUAAGUCAGACUACUACACACAUAAAUUAGAAACUGAAAAAAGAAAAGGAGAAGGUCUUGAUGAUAAAAUCAGAAGAAUAAGAGAAAAAAUUGCAAGAAGACAAGAAGAAAUGAAAAACACAAUAGGGUGGAAGAAGGAAGAGCACAAAGCAUUUAACAAAGUCAAUUCUUUAGAAACGCAGCUUGAGCAUACAAAAAUAAGACUCAGUCAGUUAAAAAGUGACAAUGAACAUCUGAGAGAGCAAAUUCAAUUAAUAAGAAGAAACAAUAUGGGCGCUGCUCGAGAAACCAGGAACAUUUCUUUUGAAAUUAUGAAAUCUAGAAACUUAGCGGAAUCGUUUAAUGGUAAUUCAGUCAGAAACAAAAGCUUGAUUCUAAGCACUAGAAACAAAGCUCAAAGACUAAACCAAAGAUUCAAGGCUGACCAAUCUGAAAUGAGCUUUACAGAGUCAAGGUUAGAAGAUGAGCUGCAGGAAAGAUCCAAAUCUAUUUCACCAAUGCCUUUACAAAGAGCAAGAACGCCUUUCCACGAGAUUUCGGAUCAUUUAAAGGUUCUUAAAUUCUUGAGUAGAAAAUGGACAAGAAAAGUGGGAGAGAAAACUGAAUUAAUCAAAGAUUAUGAUCAACAGCUCAAGGAAUAUAGUCUAGCGUUGACUGCUAUGGGCGCCUCAAUUUGCUCUAAAUAAAAUUAAAUUAAAAGAUUAAAUUAGCCAUAAGCUGGCAAGCCCACUAGCCUUUACCUCGGUUCGGCUCCAAGAAUAGCCGCUUCCAUUAAUCUUGGUGCUCGAAUAAGAAAAAUGAAGGUUGCCCUUUUGGAUUUUCGGCCUGAACCGCCUAUUCAAGGGAUCAACUCCCUAGGGCAGAGCCGCCCCUGUAGAGUGUCCCAAUGAUCCAGACAUGCGAUAGGAAAAAACCUGUCUAGCCCAACUGCCAGGGCAAAAAAAAACUUGGGGAGAGCAAAGCUAACCUCUUCACCAAGUCAUCCCUAAGCCUGGAAGGUCUACUUCAAAAAAGGGACAGAGGCUCUAUUUUCAGCUUAAUCAAGAUUGGUCCUACCUUCUCCAUAGGAGUGUGCCUCGGAUUCUAAUUUCUAUAAAUGUCACCAUUUAUUUCUAAUUUGCUCAAGGAACGUUAAAGAAAUCGCCAAAGCAAACUUGAAUAGUUAUGAACAAGAAAUUAUGCUAAGAUGCAAUUUGCUUCAACUUAAUGAACAAAAUGAAGUUUUUGAGCAUGAACUUGGAAAUAUUCAUGAAAAAAUCCAGUACGUAAAAAAUGCUGCACUAAAUAUAGAUACAGGCAAAAGCGAUUUUCUAGCAAAAAAGCAAGCUGAGUUAUCUAACUUGAAAAACAAAAUUCAGCAAUGUGGGUCAAAGUAUGUAUCAAUAGAAGAUGACUUUAAGUAUCUGUCAAAAGCUGUACUUGAAAUGCUUAAAAAAUUGCAAAGCCUGGGAAUUCAAGCUUUUUCUCAAAAGUUUUUAGAAGAUCCUGAGCUAACCUACACAAACAUAAUAUUGCACUUGAGCAAACUUGAGGAAGUUCUAUAUGUGUUUGGGUCAUCUUAUAACUCUUCUCGAGAGGAGAAUCGCUAUAGAUUUACUCCAGAGCCAGGAUCUUAUGUUUCAGUUACUCCUCAAGGGUAUUCAAGAGUUCAUACUAAUAUAUGUGAAUUAGAGAUUGAUUUGUCUGACUAUGAAGAACAUUCUCAGCCACUGACAGUAUCUGAAUUCAGGCAAAAAGCACUAUCUCAAUUAAAUCUUUAUUAA
Blepharisma stoltei is the source of this 1848-nucleotide messenger RNA. The record is from the annotation of a GenBank genome assembly. Lineage: Eukaryota; Ciliophora; Heterotrichea; Heterotrichida; Blepharismidae.